CCUGUUUAAACCCCCCGCGCAUGCGCAACCCCCCAGGCGAAAGAAAGGGGAGAGUGGGUGAGCGACGGUCAAACGGUCGAGGCUCCCUCGUUCGCAACGUACCUCAGCUUCUGCUCUCUCCGAGGCCGCCAUAGCUGGCGCCUCCCGCAUUCAACCUCCCCCGACCCGGAAGCGGAAGUAGGAUGGCUGAAAUUCCCUCCAGGCCUCCGUAGCGGUGGCUUUUUUAUUGCCGUCUCCGGUCUCCGUGGCCAUGCAGAGAGAAGAGAAACAACUGGAACUGUCCUUGGAGGCUCUCAUCAGUCAAGUGGCUGACCUGAAAAAUUCCUUGGUCAGUUUCAUUUACAAGCUGGAGAAUGAAUAUGAUCGUCUUACCUGGCCUUCGGUGCUAGACAACUUUGCUCUACUUUCUGGGCAGCUAAACACCCUGAAUAAAGUGCUGAAGCAUGAGAAGACUCCAUUGCUGCGCAAUCAGGUCAUAAUUCCUUUAGUGCUUUCCCCAGACCGUGAUGAAGAGCUCAUGCGGCAGACAGAAGGACGUGUCCCAGUGUUCAGCCAUGAGGUUGUACCUGAUCAUCUACGAACCAAACCUGAUCCUGAGGUAGAGGAGCAAGAGAAGCAGCUGAGCACAGAUGCAGCUCGUAUUGGUGCUGAUGUAGCACAGAAACAGAUCCAGAGCCUAAACAAAAUGUGUUCAAACUUGCUGGAGAAAAUCAACAAAGAGGACCGAGAGUCUGAGAGUGGAGGCAUACGGCAGAACAAGCAGACAUUCAACCCUGCUGAUACCAAUGCACUGGUUGCAGCUGUGGCCUUUGGGAAGGGACUCUCAAACAGGCGGCCACCAGGUGUGACUGGGUCUGUGCAGUCUGGUCAGCCAGGGGGCAACAGUAUCAUGGCAGGUGCUUCUGCCAUGCAGCAGGUACAAAUGCCUGGAGCACAAAACCAGUCUCAACCCAUGCUUGGAGGAGUACAGAUGCCACAAGCUGGCCAACCAGGAAAGAUGCCCAGUGGCAUAAAAACCAAUAUCAAAUCUGCUUCAAUGCAUCCCUAUCAGAGAUGAGUAGAGAGUAUUCUUGCUGAUGCUGGACAUGUUUUCUGAGCCUUCACUUCUUCCUUCUCAGCAAUAAGAUUUAUUGUGUUAUCUGGGGUCUCAGAGAGCUAAUUUGUUGACAUGGUUGCAUUGAUCAUCCAGGACACAAAAGUAUACAGAAUAUUCUUCAUACAGAGCAGCAGAGGAAGAACGCUUCUUCCUAGUUCAUACUUUGGGAAGGGCACGUCUGUAAAAUAAGUCAUAGAUGUUAAGCAAGAUCUUUACUUUUUUCUUACAUAUAUAAGAUACUUUAUUAUUUUGGCAAGUUAAUUUCUUUUGGAAUUGGCACUGGAUGAUAAAGGAGAACGAGAAGAAAAUGUAAAAGAUGUACUCCUGCAUAUUUUUUAAAAUACCCUUAUAUCUUUCUUUAGUAGUUGUUGUGCCUUGUAAAAAGCAUUUUGUGUUUCUAGGUUGGAUUGCUGUAAGCUUUUACAUAGAUUGUUGAAUUUGUUGCCACUGAAAUAGGCCAUUAAAUCAUAAUGUUUGUUCUUUGUAGUACUGAUCCCAAGUCAUUAUUAAAAUAAAUAAAACUCAGAAUGUCAUCCA
Messenger RNA from Sceloporus undulatus (fence lizard), 1633 nucleotides. RefSeq names its product mediator complex subunit 8 (gene MED8). The record is from RefSeq and is a predicted model, not a curated record. Gene Ontology annotation, molecular function: transcription coregulator activity; RNA polymerase II cis-regulatory region sequence-specific DNA binding. NCBI's taxonomy places the organism in Eukaryota, Metazoa, Chordata, Lepidosauria, Squamata, Phrynosomatidae. The transcript is spliced from 7 exons. The coding region runs from base 251 to 1057 and encodes 268 amino acids. Gene Ontology annotation, cellular component: mediator complex; core mediator complex. Gene Ontology annotation, biological process: regulation of transcription by RNA polymerase II.